AUGACUACUGAUCAAAACAAGUUUAUCAUUGAUUUCGUAAUGGGCGGUGUCUCUGCUGCUGUUUCCAAAACUGCUGCUGCUCCAAUUGAGCGUAUUAAACUGCUCAUUCAAAACCAAGAUGAGAUGAUUAAGCAAGGCCGUUUGUCUGCUCCCUACAAAGGUAUUGGCGAUUGCCUUACUCGCACUGUCAAGGAUGAAGGCCUCAUUUCCAUGUGGAGAGGCAACACUGCCAAUGUCAUUCGUUACUUUCCUACGCAAGCAUUGAAUUUUGCCUUCAAGGAUGAAUUUAAACGCAUGUUCAACAGAAACAAAAAGGAUGGCUAUUGGGCUUGGUUUGCCGGUAACUUGGCUUCAGGUGGUCUUGCUGGCGCCUCAUCUCUUUUGUUUGUUUAUUCUUUGGAUUACGCUCGUACUCGUCUCGCCAACGACAACAAAUCUGCAAAGAAGGGCGGUGAGCGUCAAUUCAAUGGUUUGGUAGAUGUCUACAAAAAGACGUUAAAAACAGAUGGUAUUGCUGGCUUGUAUCGUGGCUUCAACAUUUCUUGUAUUGGUAUUAUCGUCUAUCGUGGCCUUUACUUUGGUAUGUAUGAUUCUAUCAAGCCUGCUAUGCCUGAGAAACUUCAAUCUUCCUUCUUGGCUACUUUUUUGCUUGGUUGGGCUGUUACUACUGGUGCGGGUCUUGCAUCCUACCCAAUUGACACCGUUCGUCGUCGCAUGAUGAUGACUUCUGGUGCCGCUAUCAAAUACGAGUCUUCUCUCCAUGCCUUCCGCGAAAUUAUUGCCAAAGAAGGUACUAAAUCCCUCUUUAAGGGUGCAGGUGCUAACAUCCUUCGUGCCAUUGCUGGUGCUGGUGUACUCUCUGGCUACGAUCAGCUUCAAUUGAUUAUGUUUGGUAAGAAGUUUUCUGGUGGAUCUGGUUAA
Mucor velutinosus is the source of this 921-nucleotide messenger RNA. RefSeq lists its product as uncharacterized. The transcript has 3 exons. NCBI's taxonomy places the organism in Eukaryota, Fungi, Mucoromycota, Mucoromycetes, Mucorales, Mucoraceae. Gene Ontology annotation, molecular function: ATP:ADP antiporter activity. Gene Ontology annotation, biological process: mitochondrial ADP transmembrane transport; mitochondrial ATP transmembrane transport. The record is from RefSeq and is a predicted model, not a curated record. Gene Ontology annotation, cellular component: mitochondrial inner membrane. Bases 1 to 921 code for a protein of 306 amino acids.